UGUGCAUUAUAGUCAGUUUGAGCAGAGUGGGCAGCAGUCUUCUAACCAUUCUAUGAAGUUGCUUAGAUUUGGAUAAAGCUGCUAUAUGAACUCUUAAAAUACUCCCCAAGAUGCUUUUUUGAUAUUGUAUGGAAGUAACAGUGGCUAAAGAUCGCUGUAGUUUUCUUGCUGUCAGGUGACAGUUUCCUUCUCUGUCUACCACUAGAUAUCAUUAGCAUUGAGUAUCAGUGCUGUCCCUGUUCUCUUCCUUGUGCAUGUAAGCCUGCCUUGCUUCUCGUUUUAGACAGUGCAUUUGAGCUAUCGUGUGCAUUGUCUAUAUUUAGUAAGAAUUAAUGGUGUCUUCCAGAAUUAAGAAGAAUUUAUAUACUGGUGUGCAAACUGAGAUCCUGUCAUUUUAGCUACUCACUUGGUACUGCUGUCUGUAGAUUUUGUUUUGCAGCUUCAGUGUGGAGCUAACAGGUGUGUAUGUUAAGUGAGACUUCAUGCUUGGAAUGUGCAUGACUCUUAUUACAUUUUUUCUCGACGUGUCGUUGAACUAUUGUGAAAUAUGGCUCAUCCAACGGAAAACAUCUGUGCUGCAGAAACGGGAGAGGCCAUCAUAAAUGAUGAAGACUACAAGGAGCCUCAGUCCCCUUACUUUGUGGAGACUCCUUAUGGCUAUCAGCUAGACUUGGAUUUCCUCAAGUAUGUAGAAGAUAUCCAAAGAGGAAAUACAUUAAAGAAGGUGAACAUCCAGAAAAAAAGCAAAGUGGGGAAACUUGUUACAAAUCCGAGAAAUCCUGGGGGACAGGUCUGUGGGUGGACCUCAACAGAAUCUCUUUCCUCCUCCAAUAGUGAUGAAAAUAAGCAGUCUCCUUCCUUCUUUCCAGCUAGAGGCUUGACUACCUCUACACCCUACACUGUAAAGUCAGCUGUUCCUCACGAAGUCUCACCAACGUUCUUAACUGUCCCAGAGCACAAGCUGCUUCCACCAGCUUCACCUCAGCUGCCAAAACACAAUUUUCAUGUAACAAAAACACUAAUGGAGACACGCAGGAGACUGGAGCAGGAAAGACUCAUCAUGCAGACGACUUCUGAUGCCCGUCGGCCCAGGUUUGCCAGUUUAGGAGCCAUGGGUUCAUCUGGCUCACUUUCCUCUUUUACUGGAUCUAGUGGACAUAACCAAAUUUCGCCAACAUCCCAGCAAAUUCCUAAUGGAUAUCAGGCUAAUGGGGACUACAAUGCACACUUCACCUCAUCAAUAGGUAGCUCCAUCCGACACAGUCCACUGAGUUCUGGAAUGACUACUCCUGUGACUGCUGUUACUCCCAUGCAUCUUCAGCAUAUUAGGGAGCAAAUGGUUGUAGCUCUCAAGCGGCUUAAAGAGCUUGAAGAACAAGUCAAAACCAUUCCAGUUCUGCAAGUGAAAAUUGCAGUGCUUCAAGAGGAAAAACGGCAGAUGGCAUCACAGCUAAAAAGUCCCAAAGCACCCGGGGAGCAUCCUACUAGUGGUUUCCGAAAACGGUCAUACAGUGUAGGGAAUGCUGACCACUUUGAACAGCUUGCACAGAUCAAGAGAGGCGGGGAGUUGUACAUAGACUCUGAAGAUGAAAUGGAUACAGUAGACCCAAAAUCCCAGAGGAUACAAGAAUUUAGGCACCUGACAGCUGAAAUGCAGGCUCUGGAGAAGAAAAUCCAGGAUAAUACUUUUGAAUCCCCUAGUACUCAUCUUGUACAGAACACAGACAAACAAUACAAAGUGACAAGCAGUCGGACUGUUGCAGUGAACACUGAUGAAAACUCGAGAGACAAUGCAGGUUGUCCCACAGUAGCAAGAACAUGCAGAGAGAUAGCUGUAGGAACUGAAACAGAACUUAGGCAUGCUGGGGUUGGUGUAACAGAAGCUAUGCUAGGUGUUACUACUGAGGCCGAGACAGAAAUUGAACUGCAGCAACAGACUAUUGAGGCGCUUAAGCAGAAGAUCUACCGUAUGGAGGUACAGCUAAAAGAAACAACCCAUGAAAUGGAGAUGGCUAAAUUAAAGUUGGAGCUGCAGGCAGCAGGGUCCAGGAAAAAGAUGGACAAGGUUGUGCUGGCACAGCCAAUAGUUGCUAGUGUAGCUGUAGAAGCAGUGCCAUGGACACAAGACCAAAAUGUUGGAAAUCACAAGGACUUCACUGACAGUUGUGUGGGAAAUCAUGUACAAGUGCAUAGUGUUGGAAUACUCUGCAGACCUGAGAUACGGAAUGCUAGUAUUGGUCCAGAAAUACCUGUAAACCAAUGGCUUGUGCAAAAAAGGGUUGAAACACAAGAAAAGUGCACAGGACGACAUAUAGAAAUGUGUGACAAAAGUGUGGGUGUGCAUAUGAGCAUCUCUGAAAAUGAUAGCAAGAUUAACGAUUCUGUAGAGAAGAUUGGUCCUGUUGAACUGCAGCAUACUUCUAAAGAGGUCAGGUCUGUAGCAUGUGGAGAUUAUUCCACGAAUGUUCGUGGCUACCUAUCCAAGGAGCUUAUUUCUCACAGUACCACCAGAGAUGACGUGACUACAGUUGAAACUGGUGUUACGGCAAUACCUGAAACUGUUUCACAGCAGACCUGUACAGUACUAGAAACUGUAAAUCAGUUUACAAAUACAGAAAAGAUAAUGUGCAAGGAUUCUAGUACAAGUACUGUCUUCAGCACUUACGACAAACAUACAAAUACAGUAACCACAGAAACGCGGACAGUUGCCGUUGGGGACUGUAGGGUGAAAGACAUCACUGUGUCUACUAAGACGCGUUCCAUUGGAGUUGGCACCUCGGUGUCCAGUGAGUAUGAUGUGGAGAGAAAUUCUGCAGUUAAGACCAAAGACACUGGAACAGGCCAGAUUAAUAUAAAUGAAAGCUAUCUGUUCGGCCUUAAAACAAGAAGCAUUGCAUGUGGUCCUGCUGAAUCAUCUGUUGUGUCAGAUUAUACCAAAACUGUUUGUAAGGAUGAUGAUCUUGUGUGUACUUCACAGGAAGCUCUUCAGUCUCAGAAUGUUGAUAAAACUGUUUUGGACCACUAUAUUGAACGUGUGCAAAAGCUGCUGCAGGAACAGCAAAUGCUUCUUGCUGAGAAUUAUAGUGAACUAGCAGAAGCCUUUGGAGAACCUAAUUCUGAGAUUGGGUCUCUCAACUCACAACUCAUUAGCACUCUGACAUCAAUUAACUCCAUGGUUAAGUGUGCAAGCAGUGAGGAGCUCAGGAUUGUAGAGAACCAAAAGACUGGUACAGAUAUAAAGACUCUCUCAGCAGACAGGAUUACUUCAUCUGCUUUAGCAGCUGACACUGACGAGGUAUUCAUUCCUGCAAGAACUCAGUCAUUGACAGUGAGCAAGGAAUCUGGGACCACACAAGUUGCACAAAUUACUUCUCGGCCUACUGUGCUAGAAAUAGGCACAGGCAACAAGGUCCAUCCGCUUCUGGAGGAAGUGACAUCUCAUAUGGCUUUAACUGAAGAACCUGUGGCCUGUGCCCUGAAAGCAUCUUUAAACAGUCAAAAGACUUUAAAGUCAAUCAUGAAGAAGAAAGACGAGAAGCAAGGCGCAAAGACAAAGAAAAACCUUCAAUUUGUUGGCAUUAAUGGAGGCUAUGAAACAACUUCAAGUGAUGAUUCAAGUUCAGAAGAGAGCUCUUCUACAGAGUCAGAGGAUGAGUGUGAAGACAGAGAGUCAUGUGAGAGUAAAGCAGGUAGAGACAAGGAAGUGGUAGAUGUCUGUACUGUGUGCCCCAGGAAAGAUGUUGAGGAUACUGAAAAGGAAUCUGAAGAGCAAGAGGAGAAAGAGGGAGAAGUCGGAAAAGUAGAAAUUACAGAGAGGUAUGAACUAAGUGAAAAAAUGAUGUCUGCAUGCAUAGUGCUGAAAAACAGCCUGAGUGAUGCCAAGUCCCUGAACAGCAAAGAUGUGAGAGUCUGUGUGAAUGCCAUCCAGAAUGAGUGGUUCCGCAUCUCCAGUCAGAAGUCUGCAGUGCCUACCAUGGUAGCUGAUUAUUUAGCUGCAUUUAGGGAGGUGUCACCAGCGGUCCUUAGGUACAUUGCAAAUAUGGCAGAUGGCAACGGAAACACAGCUCUUCACUACAGCGUGUCUCAUUCAAACUUUGAAAUUGUGAAGCUGUUACUGGAUGCAGCUGUGUGCAACGUGAAUCAGCAGAAUAAGGCUGGCUACACUCCCAUCAUGCUUGCUGCUCUUGCAGCUGUGGAGGCUGAGAAAGACAUGAAAAUAGUGGAAGAACUUUUUGCCAAAGGAGAUGUGAAUGCUAAAGCCAGUCAGGCAGGGCAGACGGCUCUGAUGCUUGCUGUAAGUCACGGACGGAUGGAUAUGGUAAAAGCCCUUUUAGUUUGUGGUGCAGAUGUGAAUAUCCAGGAUGAUGAAGGUUCUACAGCCUUGAUGUGUGCCAGUGAACAUGGCCAUGUGGAAAUAGUUAAACUUCUACUGAGUCAAUCAGGAUGUAAUGCAACUUUAACGGACAACGAUGGCAGUACAGCGUUGUCCAUAGCCCUUGAUGCAGGUCAUAAGGAUAUUGCAGUACUGUUAUAUGCUCAUGUCAAUUUUUCUAAAGCACAGUCACCGGGUACACCUAGACUUGGAAGGAAGACAUCUCCCAGUCCAACUCGUAGAAGCAUGUUUGACUAGUGAUGAAAAAUUAACAUUAUUGUGUAUGAUACCAAUUCCAAAGCUGCUAUUUUUCCUUUUAAUAAAGACCGAUAUUGAAUGUAAAAGAACUAUAAAACUGUGCCUGAGCUCACCAGCAAACUUUAGCAAUAAUAUUAACAGAAAAACCUUAUUAAACCGGAAGACUGCUCAACAAAUACUCACACUUUGAUGACUUCGACCUGCUGCCUUGUCUUUCCUCCAUGUUCUAUAAAACACUUGAGACUUGUCUUUGCUGUAAUUUACCAUGUGUACUGUAUAAUAUGUAAUAUAUUUAGUUUUCCCAGGACAAAGCAGCUUUUACUAUCACAUAUUCUCAUAUACAUACUAAUAUUUACUAAAUACUGCUUUAUUGAUUAACUAAAUUCUCUCAUUCCAGCCACACCCAGGGAAUGAUACCUUUAUAAUGUGUUUUUAUCUGCUGCAGUGACCUGGGUCCAAUAGUGUAAUAGAUGUUUAAAAAGUAUGAUGAGAGACUGCCUUUUAGGUCUGACCUUUUGGCAUAAGUCUCAGACUUGGAUAUAUUGUAUAACUUUUAUGUAUUAAAAAUCAUUUGUAUCUAUAUAAAUUUUAAAUCAUGCAGUAUUUGAAAACUAUAUUUUAUAUGCCCAUGAAAGUAAUUAAACUGAACAUGAAGAAUUACAUAUCAAACAUUUUAUUCUUUUUAAUUCAUAUAAAUAUAUAGUAUGUAUUAUUGUUUAUUUUCUCAUGUGUUACAAAGUCAGAAAUAGUAGUUGUAUAUUCAUUCAUUUUAUUCUGGAUAUAAAACAAACAUUUUUUUCCAUUCA
Molecule: messenger RNA, 5436 nt
Organism: Protopterus annectens (West African lungfish)
Lineage: Eukaryota; Metazoa; Chordata; Ceratodontiformes; Protopteridae
Gene: KANK1
Product: KN motif and ankyrin repeat domains 1
Exons: 12
Coding region: 548-4630 (1360 amino acids)
Biological process (GO): negative regulation of actin filament polymerization
Cellular component (GO): cytoplasm; cytoskeleton
Molecular function (GO): protein binding
Source: RefSeq, a predicted model, not a curated record